Messenger RNA from Aplosporella prunicola CBS 121167, 2580 nucleotides. RefSeq lists its product as uncharacterized. Gene Ontology annotation, molecular function: protein binding. The record is from RefSeq and is a predicted model, not a curated record. Bases 1 to 2580 code for a protein of 859 amino acids. Lineage: Eukaryota; Fungi; Ascomycota; Dothideomycetes; Botryosphaeriales; Aplosporellaceae. The transcript is spliced from 2 exons.
AUGCCGACCCCCGACCCACCCGUCGAAAUCAAAGACCAUUGCUCCGUUGUUCACGAUGAAACGCUCUACGUGUACUCCCCGGAUGCCUUCCAGUCUAUCCCCCUCAAAGUCAACGGAACCUGGUCAUCGCUGGAUAGUGGUGUCUCAGCCAAAGGGGCCACUUGCGUCAAGGCCGUGCCCAACGGUGACGCCAGCCAGGCCGCGCUUUACGUCGUAGGAGGCCAAACCGACGCAUCUCUGGACGACUAUCCCGGACUUCAAAAAUACACCUUCUCGACCAAGAAAUGGGAAUCGGUUACGCCCGCGGACACCGUCACUAAGAAUCGGCAGUACCACGGCGCGACAUUCCUCGAGGAAUCGUCGCAGAUCCUCGUUUAUGCUGGCUCCCAAGUCACGGGGGACACUGGAAAGUCUGCUAACACGUUUCUUAUCAACAUCGAUGAGCCUUACGCCGUCCAAUCUUACCCAUCGCAAGGCGCCCCGAACGUCUGCGGACCCUUCCUUCUCCCUUGGGACGACAGCCACAGCCUUAUGCUAGGUGGAGAUCCUGAUAACACGCAGGUUUGGCUUUUUGGCUUGACGGAAGGUUGGACUAAGCUUGAGGUGGACCUAGAGCAAGGCAUCUUGAACCAGGAUCAGGUUCAGGUCACACUUGUUACGGGCGACGAUGGAAGCAAAGUCUUGGAGCAAUAUGAUCUCAGUGCCUCGCCUAAUGAGGUGUCGAGGGUUGCUUUGGUGGACGGCGAUGGAAAUGCCGCUUCCGUCGGCCAAGCUGUUGGCGAAAAAAAGCGGAAGCGGGACCUUAGUAUGGAUGACUGGCCUUCGUACAACAACACCCUGGCGCCCAAGACUGUCCGUUCCGGUUAUUCGGUUGCUCAAGACGACAAAGGCCGCGCGGUCAUCAGCGGUGGCAGCAGCAGCGAGAACGAUACUCUGGCCAUUUUUGAUGAGCGUGAAAACAGCUGGGUCAACGCUACGCAGUUUUUCACUGGCCAAGAACCAUUCAAGGCUCAUACCUCUUCCAUUUCGUCUUCUUCUUCUCACUCUUCCACUUCUUCUUCCAAGCCGACCGCAGCGGCUAGCACAACUGCUGCUGUUGAUGGUGGAUCUUCCUCGUCUUCCACUAGCGACCACCACAAAGAUCGCAUGAUGAAAGUCUUGGGCGCGACAUUGGGUACCAUUUUCGGUAUCAUCUUCCUCCUCAUCCUCCUGCUGCUUCUAUUGAGGUGUAGGCGCGACAGGAAGAAGAAGACGGGACAGCCGGGAGACGAGAAAGACAGGCUUAGCUUCGCCGACAGAGGCGUCAGUCAAGCUAAUCUACCCGCCCCUCCUUAUGCUGCUCACAUGAAUGCCUCUCAAACCUCACUUGCUAUCAUCUCCGGAAAGUUUGGCGCUGGGAACCACAAGCGCGGAAUGCCUAGCGAUGCAAGCGGAACCGGUCUGGUCGGCAAGUCGGCACCUGUUGCUUAUGAAACGUUGGAGAUGUCGACGAUUGGAGACAUGAAAACGCCAGCUUAUACAACCAGCGAGAAGGCCAUACCGCGUGCUGAGGUUACGCCUCCGCCACCUGCCGCGGGUAAGGAGGGAGGAAAGGACAGUCGAAGCCGGAGCUCGGGAUGGAGUCGCUACUUUGCGAACAACGAGACAACCAACAUCUCCAAGGAUCCCUACGACCGGUCAACGUACGUGUCGAACAACUCUCGUUACAGCGACAUGAGCCAGUCUGACUACACCAACUCUCGGAUCAUAAGUCAAGGCCCGGCGAAGGCUUUGAACCGCCCAUCCCAACUGCCGCCCCUGGAUGUCAGCUUUGUCAACCACAACUUCGACGGAAACAGUCUGAACCGUGUCGCGACAGGCAGUCCAACCAUUGGAGACUCGCGCUCGGAUCUUGCUCACUCUCCUUUGGGUUCUGCUCGGCCUAUGCAGGCUCAACUUGCCCGCGCGAACAGUGUCAGCACGGUCUCGAGCUUCGACGACGACAACGCAAGGAUGUCCCACCAAGAGACCACUGGCUGGACGCCUGUGGGCGGCGGCCACGACUGGUAUGCUCGUGCUGCCAGCAGUCUUUACCCCGACAGCAGGCCCACUAGUGAGAUGCCGCAAAACUUCCCUGAUGGCACAAGCUCUUACUACCCCACCGAUGGCCACAGCUCUUUCUAUCCCAAGAGCAAUACGAAUUCGUUGUACCCGCCAAGCCUUCAUCCCAACGCCGCCGCUGCUCCCGCCAUGCCUUCCAACCUCAACGCCCCUCGCGAUAGCACCGUGACGAUAUUCCCUGGUGGCGAACCUUCUCCAUCUCUGGCCGGUCCUACUCCACCGAAGCUUCCCGCUCCCGGUUUCGCUGCCCCAGCUCUUCCUCGCGAUAGCACUGUAACAAUGUUCCCUGGCGGGGAGGCCCCGAGUGCGUCUGUUGCCAAUUCUGGGCAUCAGCUCCCUGCUCCCGCAUUCGCCGCCCCAGCUCUCCCCCGUGACAGCACCGUAACGGUGUUCCCUGGCGGUGUGGCCCCGAAGGGGCCAGUCGAGGAGGAGAGGCAGAAAAACAUUGGCAAACAGGACAUGAGCUGGCUGAAGUUCUAG